This is a messenger RNA of Chelmon rostratus (copperband butterflyfish), 2814 nucleotides long. RefSeq names its product tripartite motif-containing protein 14. Bases 11 to 2299 code for a protein of 762 amino acids. Lineage: Eukaryota; Metazoa; Chordata; Actinopteri; Chaetodontiformes; Chaetodontidae. Gene Ontology annotation, molecular function: protein binding; zinc ion binding. The record is from RefSeq and is a predicted model, not a curated record. The transcript is spliced from 7 exons.
CCAAAACAAAAUGGGUGCAUCGUUGGACACGCCAGCGAGGUGUCCUCUGUGCAACGAGCUGACAGGGGACCCCGUCACCCUGAAAUGUAACCACCGGUUCUGCCAGCGAUGUAUUGGAGACUUAUGGAGUGUCACCCCCAACGGCCCGUACCAUUGUCCGGAGUGGAGGUGUAAAACAGUGUACCGGACGCUGCCGUUUGAUAGCAGUUUGAUACUGCCGCCUUCUAACAGUCGGCGCGCUCCGCCUCGCAGCUCUGCAGGCACAUCCAGCAAUAAUGAACAAAACACACGUGAUGCUGCACUGAGGAGGCCCUCACUCACCAGCCGACUUCUGGGGAAGAGAAAGGCCAGCACACCUGCAGCAGAGCAACCUGACACAAAGCGAUCAACUGUGGAAGCUCCCCACGAGUGGUCCAAUGACUCCGAGACUCCUACCACUUCCUUCUCAGGCUCUCUCUCAGAUAAACCUGGGCAGUCGACUAGUGUGGCGACAUCUGAGAAAGCAGUGCAUUCAGAAUCCACACAGUGUGAACGUGGUGAUGGCAUAUCCUCCAGCGACAACUCAACUGACAGUAAGGCAGCACCUGCAAGUGUUGUGCCACAUAACAUCUCAAUCCAGCAGAAACAGCAUGAACCAGCAGAGGAAGACAUCAUCUCAUUAGAUGACUCUGACAGCUCCAAUGAAGUAGAUAUAUGUGAUGCACCUCUUCUUGCAACCCCCAAGAAAGAAACACAAGUGACAGGGAUACAUGCAUCACCAAAGGAACCUGCCUCACCUGCCAACUCUGAUUCCUUUCCUCGAGUUUCAACUCCAGGGAAAGAUAAGUCUCCUGUACACAAUGUCAGCAAGUCUCCUCUGAUAUCCACCAAGCAUCCUGCCGCUGCUUCAGGCUCCCAAAGUCAUGUCAGGUCGGAGAGCAAAAAUGCCAGCCCUGUGCCCUGCCAUUAUUGCCCUAAAACUGGAUAUAAGUCCGCUGUAAAGACCUGUCUGGUGUGCGGAGCUUCCAUGUGUGCAGAGCACCUGCGUCCCCACCUGGAAUCCCCUGUCUUCCAGAAUCACACGCUGGUUCCUCCCAUGGAGGACAUUUCUACCUGGAGGUGCCAGGAACACCAGGAGAUAAACCGCAUCUACUGCCGGCAGUGUGGAAUGUGUGUGUGCACGGUGUGUACUGUCAUAGGCUCACACCGCGACCAUGCCUGCAUCAGCAUCAGGGAGGCAGAGAGAGAGCUCAGGGGGAACCUAAAAGAAGACAUCAGGCAGCUGCAGGAGGCUGAAGAGCAAGUGAAGAACAAAGUGACUGAACUCACACAGAAGAAAGAGACCUCCACAGUGGUUUUAAGUGAGGCGCGAUCAGCCGUGCAGCAGCAGUACGGAGCCAUCAGGGAGGCUCUGGAGCAGGAGGAGCAAUCAGCUCUUGAGUGUGUGACGAAGGAAGAAAGCAAGGUUCUGGGGGGACUAGAGGAGAAACUCGGCCACCUCCGGAGCUCCCUGCAAUCCAUCCAGCAAGGCCUCCACACCCUGGAGGGGCUGGCUGAUGCCAAGGGAGACAAGUGCAUUCAGGACCAGGCUUUCAUUAUGGAAUACAGCAAGACUGCCCAACUGGCCAGUAACAUCGGGAACUGUGUGGGCCAGUACGAGGCUGCAGAGGAAGUGGAUCGGGCCCGGCUUAAAUGUCUGCAGAGGUGGACUGAAAAACGGUUGGACACAGUUGUCAUCACAGUGCCCGGCAAAGACAGAGACCUCUACAGACUCCUAUAUGGUACCCUCCCCUUCUUGGAUGCAGAUACAGCACAUCCCAAGCUGCAGCUGUCUGAUGACAACAGGAAGGUGGCCUACAGUGAAACCCAGCAGCCCUACACAGAAAACGACGCUCGCUUCAGCUCCUUCCCACAGGUCCUGGCCUCUUGUCCCCUGGAGGGUGGUCGCUGGUACUGGGAAGUGAAUGUGUCUGUGGAUGAGGGCCGCUGGAAGGUGGGGCUGUGUGAGGGUCAGAUUGAGAGGAAAGGUCAAAAGGACAACUCUCGCCUAGGCUUCAACUCGUACUCCUGGUGCCUGGCAUGUGACAGAAGGAAGGUGGAAGCUCUGCAUAACAAAGUGGCGGCUCCUGUGGAUGCAGACGGGCUGCAGAGGGUGGGAGUGUACCUCGACUUUGAGGAGGGUAUUUUAUCAUUCUUUAAUGUGACACCAGGGGGCAGUCUAGCUUUAAUGCAUUCCUAUAAGCACAGAUUCACUGACCCUCUUUACCCAGCCUUGUCUGUGUCUAAAACACACCUGGCCAUCUAUGAUCUGUUCCAGUAGUAAACCAUGGAUUACUGGCAUGUCAGUCCUACUGAAAAUUUACAGAAUACAUGAAAACCAUGUGCCUUUUUUAUAUGUUCAUCACCACUUCAUCACCAUCAUUAAAAUGUGCUAAUUUGUAAACUUCUCUGGGAUGAUGCUGUGCACUGUAUAUUGUGCUAGACUCUUGCAAAAAUCCUUAAAUGUGAUUUUACACCACAUGUGGUACUGGAAUUGUGCCAUGACAGAAAUGCUGAUGCUUGUACACUAUACAUGCAACAUUACAAACAUAUUUUUGUUAUCAGGAUUGUACCUUUUAUAUGUUUUUAAUUGUAGAUUGAACAGGUGAGCAAGUUUUUACAUGGGAGGCACGUCAUCAGUGCAGAUCAAUAACGAGCUGAUUUAGAUCAUAUUUCCAUUUUGAAUGUGAUUAAAAAUGUUACAAAUAUUCUUCAUAUCUCAUCUUCAGCACAUCUUUGAUCCUGUGGUGACCCAUUGUCUUUUUACAGUAAUAAAAUGCCAGUUUAAAAAGCAAA